AUGACGUCAUCACUCUCCGUUUCGUCACUGCUCGCGACAUCGCUAACUCCUCCCUCUUAUAUAGCUUCCCGCUUGGAGGACAUUUUCGUUCACGUUGACGUCGGCACCGACACCGACCCCCCACGUACUCAGACAUCUUACUCUGAUGGCUCCUCCGUAAGGAUCUCUCGAGAUCUUGCGCUUUCGCUCUCUUUCCCGCGAAAUUCGAGUCAUUGUUUCUAUUUUUUUGACGAUCCCUUGCUUGGUCUUUCGUUUCGAUUCUGUCGCAGCGCCGCGGUAGAGAACUUGCCUCCUUCAUUGAACUCCAGCGCCGAGCAACCUCCUCUUUUCGAUGGAACAACGAAGUUGUACACCUGUUACACAUGCCCAUUUGCUCAGCGCGUCUGGAUCACGAGGAACUAUAAAGGACUGCAGGACGAGAUUAAGUUAGUUCCUCUUAAUCUUCAGGACAGGCCUGCUUGGUACAAGGAGAAAGUCUACCCCAUGAAUAAGGUCCCGGCAUUGGAGUACAACGGGAAAAUCAUUGGAGAGAGCCUAGACCUCAUCAAAUAUGUCGACAGCAACUUUGGAGGGCCUUCUCUUUUCCCUGAUGAUCCUGAAAAGAAGAAGUUUGGUGAAGAACUGUGGACUUAUGUUGAUGAAUUCAUGAAGAUAGUCUACACUUCAUUCAAGGGAGAAGGACCAAAAGAAUGUGAACUUCAUCUUCUGUGUCAGGUCCUGCUUUCCAUCAUCUGGAGUGCUCUUGGCAAAUUUGAGGAUGGACCAUUCUUUCUCGGCCAAUUCAGUGGGGUGGACAUUGCCUACAUCACAUUUGUUAAAAGAUUCCAAUUCUUCUUAUCUGAAGCAUUUAAGUAUGACAUCACUGCUGGCAGACCUAAGCUAGCAGCAUGGAUUGAGGAAAUGAACAAGAUCGACGCUUACAAGCAGACAAAGACUGAUCCUAUAGAACUUGUUGAAUACUACAAGAAGCGCUUCACUGUAAUGCUUCCAACCCAGCUCAGCAGUAGUUGGAGUCAUGAUCAUGCCAGGAGUAAGGAAACAGUUGAAUGGCUUGAUAGUUGA
Eucalyptus grandis is the source of this 1062-nucleotide messenger RNA. Its product is annotated as glutathione S-transferase L3-like. Gene Ontology annotation, molecular function: glutathione transferase activity. The transcript is spliced from 9 exons. Lineage: Eukaryota; Viridiplantae; Streptophyta; Magnoliopsida; Myrtales; Myrtaceae. The record is from RefSeq and is a predicted model, not a curated record. Bases 1 to 1062 code for a protein of 353 amino acids.